Messenger RNA from Hevea brasiliensis (rubber tree), 2361 nucleotides. Its product is annotated as glucose-1-phosphate adenylyltransferase large subunit 1. Gene Ontology annotation, biological process: glycogen biosynthetic process. Gene Ontology annotation, molecular function: glucose-1-phosphate adenylyltransferase activity. NCBI's taxonomy places the organism in Eukaryota, Viridiplantae, Streptophyta, Magnoliopsida, Malpighiales, Euphorbiaceae. The record is from RefSeq and is a predicted model, not a curated record. Bases 422 to 2005 code for a protein of 527 amino acids. The transcript has 15 exons.
GAAACCUGAACUGAUCAAAGCAGUGGACACUUGGAAACACACAGAAGCUUGGAGUGGCAAUUAUAGAGAGAGAGAGAGAAGGGUCACAUUCAAUAUUUUUAUAGUAUAAAACCCAAAAAUGCUGGAUUUCCCGUGAGUGCUGACAGGCCAAUAAAGCCAUAAACACCGCUAUCUUCAACGUUGUUUCACGCAUUUCCCUCUUCAUUUCCACUUCCAUAUUCAUCCAUCUAAAAGCUUACUUCAUCACUUUCCCCAACUCCUACGGAAUUUUUUCAUAUCUGGUGAUUUAAUCUUCAAGCCACCUUUUGUUUUGGAACUCUUCUUCAUUGGGAUUUGUAACUGCUAUUUUGGGACUGAAGCAUUUUUGAAGUGUGAUCCAUCAUCAUCGUCAUCAUCUUGUGGUUCUUGUGAGACUAUUGCAAUGGAUUGUUGCAGUGUGGCUUUAAAAGCCAAUACCCAUGUGGCGAAAGCUAGCAAAGAUGGUUUCAAGAGUGGAGAUAAGGAGUUUUGGGGUGAAAGGAUGAGGGGGAGUCUAAAUAACAGUGUUUGGUCCAAUCAGACGACAAGAAGCUUAAGAGCUAGAAGGAAUGUUAGUAAGGUUAAACCUGGUGUUGCUUAUGCUGUUUUAACAUCAAAUAAUCACAAGGAUGUUGUGACCUUACAACCACCAAGUUCUGAGAGACGAAAAGUGGACCCAAAAAAUGUAGCAUCCAUCAUAUUGGGAGGAGGUGCAGGGACUCAAUUGUUUCCUCUUACAAGAAGGGCAGCAACACCAGCUGUACCAGUGGGAGGAUGCUAUAAGCUAAUAGACAUCCCAAUGAGCAACUGCAUCAACAGUGGCAUUAACAAGAUAUUUGUACUGACCCAAUUCAACUCUGCUUCCCUUAAUCGACACCUUGCACGCACAUACUUUGGAAAUGGUAUCAACUUUGGAGACGGAUUUGUGGAGGUACUAGCAGCGACUCAAACACCUGGAGAAGCAGGAAAGCAGUGGUUCCAAGGAACAGCAGAUGCUGUGAGGCAAUUUAUUUGGGUUUUUGAGGAUGCCAAGAACAGGAAUGUUGAGAAUAUACUGAUCUUGUCUGGAGAUCAACUUUACCGAAUGGAUUAUAUGGACUUUGUGCAGCAUCAUGUUGACAGCAAUGCUGAUAUCACAAUUUCAUGUGCUGCAGUCAGUGAGAGCCGUGCAUCUGAUUAUGGUUUGGUGAAGAUAGACAACAGGGGACGAAUUGUCCAUUUUGCUGAAAAACCAAGUGGUGCUGAACUGAGAUCAAUGCAAGCAGAUACCACUCAUCUAGGAUUGUCUCCGCAAGAUGCCCUGAAAUUCCCCUAUAUUGCAUCAAUGGGAGUCUAUGUGUUUAGGACUGAGAUUCUGCUGAAGCUUUUAAGGUGGAGAUAUCCUACAUCGAACGACUUUGGAUCUGAAAUCAUUCCUGCAGCAGUUAUGGAGCACAAUGUCCAAGCAUAUAUUUUUAGAGACUAUUGGGAAGAUGUAGGAACAAUAAAGACAUUCUAUGAAGCUAACUUGGCUUUCACUGAAGACCCUCCAGAGUUCGAGUUUUAUGACCCAAAGACACCCUUCUACACAUCUCCUCAAUUCCUACCACCAACCAAAAUUGAUAAAUGCCGGAUUAUAGAUGCAAUAAUAUCUCAUGGAUGCUUCUUGAGAGAAUGUACUAUCCACCACUCUGUGGUUGGUGAACGCUCACGUUUAGAUUAUGGUGUCGAGCUAAAGGACACUCUGAUGUUGGGUGCUGACUACUACCAAACUGAAGCUGAGAUCGCAUCUCUUCUAGCAGAGGGGAAGGUACCCAUUGGUGUUGGAAGGAACACAAAGAUCAAGAACUGCAUAAUUGACAAGAACGCGAAGAUAGGAAAAAAUGUGGUCAUUGAAAACAAAGAUGGCGUGCAAGAAGCAGAUAAGCCAGAAGAAGGAUUUUACAUUCGGUCUGGAAUCACAAUUAUAUUGGAUAAGGCAACAAUAGAGGAUGGCACAGUGAUAUAAAUGGACACAGAGCAUGUUCAAGGACUGACUAGCUGUACAAGGGUGUUGAGAUAGGUACAUUGUUGAUUGCCUAGUGAAGAAGCUGACUUGAUGAGUGAUGACAAGGGCAGCAUUUUGGUCUCUUAAGAAGAAGCAAGCUGCACCCUUCUUUGUCGUGUAAAAUUAUCGGCUCCUCGUUGCACAUAAAACUAGAGCUUCAUUCUAGAGUUAUGAUCGCAGUAAGAGCCCAAAUAAAUCUAAAGGAGCCUAUCAGUUGGCUACUUAGUUUCUUUAUAGAGUACAUAUCUUUGGAAGACUAGGUAAACUCUGUAUCAGUAUGAAUUUUUAAUAAUAUAAUAAGCCAUUACUUGUGCUAA